Messenger RNA from Zygosaccharomyces rouxii, 948 nucleotides. It is a transcript of the gene BIM1, whose product is annotated as microtubule-binding protein BIM1. The record is from RefSeq and is a predicted model, not a curated record. Gene Ontology annotation, biological process: spindle assembly; protein localization to microtubule plus-end; regulation of microtubule polymerization or depolymerization. The transcript has a single exon. Gene Ontology annotation, cellular component: cytoplasmic microtubule; microtubule organizing center; microtubule plus-end. Gene Ontology annotation, molecular function: microtubule plus-end binding. Bases 1 to 948 code for a protein of 315 amino acids. NCBI's taxonomy places the organism in Eukaryota, Fungi, Ascomycota, Saccharomycetes, Saccharomycetales, Saccharomycetaceae.
AUGAGUGGCAUUGGUGAAUCAAGGACAGAGCUGCUUAAUUGGUUGAAUCAAUUGUUAAGUUUGAACUACAAGAAAGUGGAAGAAUGUGGUACCGGCGCGGCAUAUUGCCAAAUAAUGGAUUCAAUCUACCAGGAUAUACCAAUGCAUAGGGUGAAAUUCCAUGCAACGGCGGAAUACGAAAUGCAAACGAAUUACAAAGUUUUGCAAAGUUGUUUUACAAGACAUAAUAUUGAGAAGACUGUGCUCGUGGAUAAAUUGAUCAGGUGCAGGUUUCAGGAUAACCUGGAAUUUUUACAGUGGCUGAAAAAGUACUGGGUUCAAAAUAGGGACAGUGCUGCGGAUUAUGAUCCUGUUUCAAGGAGAAAAUUUAGACCUGCGCCAAAUGGCAGUGGUACAUCCUCGAAUUCUUCUCUUAACAUUGCUAAACGUAGAAGUAUUGCUACCACAGGGACAAAUACCAGUAGUGGAACUUCACGUCCAUCCUCUAUCGGCUUCAGGAAAAUUUCGAGCGAUCAGUUGUCAGCCGUGCAGUCGGAGCUUUCGCAGGCACAUGGACAAAUUACUAAUCUAGAAAACGAAUUGGACACAUACAAAGAUGCUAUUACAAUUAUGGAGCGGGAACGCGACUUCUAUUUUGGCAAGCUAAGAGACAUCGAAAUUUUAGUACAGUCAUCCCAAGAUUUGAUCCAAGAAGGCAUUUACCCAGCUGACGAAAGUGGUGCUUUGGAAAAAUUCUUGAACAAAGUGCAACAAAUUCUUUAUGCCACGGAAGACGGCUUUGAGAACGGACAUCCGGCUGAUAACGAAAAUGAACGGGUGCAACCUGCGCAACCUGUGCAACCAGAGCAACGACUAAAUAACCAUAGCAAUCAUCCGAUGCUAUUGAUGGAUGGGGUGACACCAGACGUACCGACCCACAAUUUGAUUACGGACGAAGAGACAUUUUAG